This is a messenger RNA of Aegilops tauschii subsp. strangulata, 1946 nucleotides long. RefSeq lists its product as uncharacterized. Lineage: Eukaryota; Viridiplantae; Streptophyta; Magnoliopsida; Poales; Poaceae. The record is from RefSeq and is a predicted model, not a curated record.
AGAAGCCUCUAACCUAUUUGGAUCUGCACCGCCUCUCCUCUCCGCCAGCUUCAUACAUGGAGGCUCUCAAGGUCAAGAUGCCAGACUUGUGCUUGCUCUUGCUCAUGGCACUCCUGUUGCUUCCUGGUAAGCCUUGGUCUGAAGGUAAUACCUGCGCGACGGUCAGCCGGACCUACAUUACUCUCUUAUGUGUGCGUGAUACGUGCGUCAAGCACUGCCACAGCAAGGGCUACACAGGAGGGAAGUGCGUGAUCACCUCCUUGGAACCUCGCAUGUUAGUCUGCUUCUGCAUGAAACCCUGCUGAUGAUGCUUCUGAAGCGGUAAUGUUUUUGUGUGUGUGUUUAAGGAACUAUAUUUGUGAACUUCUAUGUCGUAUUUGCUAUGAUGAGCAGAUCAACACAGAGUUCACCUAAAGCGAUGUAAUAAAGGUAAUAUUGUGAUGGAGUUCUCGGCCCUUUUGGGUUCAUUCUGAUUAGCAGCUACAGAUGCAGAGAUAGAUAUAUAGCUGUGUUUGUGAUGCGAUUAUAUCUUCUGGAGUGUUUGCAUGUGAAUCUAUCUCCAGUGUUUGACAUCGUUAAAUUUAUCCGGAUAAUGUGUUCUAGCACAGUGUUUGACAAAAAGAAGAAAGCAAAACAUUGAAAACAGUUGGUGCUAGCUCUGUCAGCUUCCUCUUUGGCCCCCAGAGAAGCGAGAGAUCUUUCUCACUGAAGAUGGUAUCCACCUCAGACCGAGAGUCUCAAGUCUGUUCCUCUCUGCAUUGCUUUCAUAGUUCUGUAGGCCUUUUUUGGGCCAUAACAACUGCAACGUUUGCCGUGGUAUCAUCAUGAUCUCAAGCAUGCUGCAAAGCCGUGCUGUGGCAUUUUGCAGUGAACGUUCGUUCUAGACAUAACUUCUCUGAUUUGAUUAUAUCCUCUGCAUUGUUUGCAUGUUAAUCCAUGUCUGAUGUCACUUGAACAUUGAAAGAACAAUCUCCAAUGGACAAACAUUGCAGCCUAAACACAUAACUCCCUCCCUCAAAAUAAGAACAUCUAACUAAAUAGUUCUAUUUCAGUACAUUUAUAAUCAUAUUCCAUAAAUAUAUUGUUUCCCCCCUUAAAUUAUUGUCAUUAGCACUUCACCCCUAAUCUUUGUCUGUGGCUUGGAAUAGUAAAUGGAAAAUCAGGAGAAAACGUAUUGAUGACCUGGACAACAGAAUACACAGUAACAACUAAAAACCACAAAUACUAUACAAGCUCUAGCCGCUUUAGAUAAUUAUUAUUUAAUAAUAAACAAACCAAAUGGGUCAACUCUAUCUAGACCAAAAAUUUCAGCAUCUGCCAAUGUACAACACGUAGUUGCAUCAUCCCUAUGUUUGUUUUCAUUCCAUAAAGUCUCAAAAGUGCUUUGAAGGCGCAACACAUCUUUGCAUCAUCCAGAUAGAACUGCAUCUUCUAGACAUACUUUUUCUUUUCUUUUCACAUGGUCUGCGCAUCCACGACUAUAAGAAGAGAAGGCGUAAACACAUUUGGAUCUGCACCGUCUCCUCUCAUCUAGCUUCAUUUCCUCUCUGGGUGCUUAUACCUCGAGACAUGGCGGUCCUCCAGGCCAAGAUGCCAGCCUUGUGCUUGCUCUUGCUCAUGGCACUGCUGUUGUUUCCUGGAUCUGAAGGCAAGACUUGCUCGGAGGUCAGCAGGACCUACACUCCUCUCUUAUGUGGGGAUGACACAUGUGCUACUCACUGCCACAAGGAGGGCUUCCCUGGAUCGAAGUGUGUGAUCACCUCCUUCGACCCUCCCUUUUCAAUCUGCCUCUGCAAGAAACCUUGCUAAUGAUGCUUGUGGAGCAGUAAUAUAUCGUUUGUGUGUUUAAUUUACUAUGUAUGUAGACUUUUAUGUUGUAUUUGCUGUGAUGAGCAGAUCAACAUAGAAUUCACACAAGGCAACAUAACAAAGGUGAAAUUGCGAUA